AUGGCGCCCGCUCGGGGUCCGACACCCUGCCCUCAGCCGCCUCAGCGCCGCCGCCCGCGCCCUGCCAUGGCCGGACCACUGCCCCUCCGGCGCUCGGGCGGGCCGGACCCCGCGGUGCGGCGGCGGAGAAGCAGCGCGCAGGGCCGGGAGCAGCCCGCGGGCUGCCGCGGCGGCUCCGCCCGGACACAAACUUGGAGCGGCGGCGCCGCCCGCGGCCGGUGGGGAGUGGUGGGGGCGGCAGCCAAUCAGCGCGGGGCGCGCGCCCGCCCCGGUCCCGGCGCUGUGGAGCGGGACGGGCGCGAGGCGGCCUCCGUGAGGAAGGGGCGCGCGGGGAGCCCCUCAGAUCGCCGCCCCUCACGGCGCUGGGAACCCCCCUCACUGCAGCGCCGCUCUCUCACAAGCCCUCACAGCGCUGCGAGCCGCCCCUCGAACCGCUGGGACUCCUUCACGACUGCCCCUCACAGCGCUGGGACCCCCCCUCAGAGCUGCCCCCCUCACAGACCCUCACACACCUGCCCCUCACCGCGCUGGGCCCCCCAAUCUCCCACUGCACUGGGUCCCCCUCAGAACUGCCCCCCUCACAGUGCUGGGACCCCCUCACUGGUGUCUCCCCAGCCCAGGCUCGAAAUGCCCAAGGGAGGUGCUGAAACUCCCAAACCAGCCUCUCCUCACGUUGGGAUCAGGCUGAGAGGGAAAGGAAAGAGAUGA
Pyrgilauda ruficollis (rufous-necked snowfinch) is the source of this 708-nucleotide messenger RNA. RefSeq names its product proline-rich protein 36-like. The coding region runs from base 1 to 708 and encodes 235 amino acids. The transcript has a single exon. NCBI's taxonomy places the organism in Eukaryota, Metazoa, Chordata, Aves, Passeriformes, Passeridae. The record is from RefSeq and is a predicted model, not a curated record.